CAUGCGCGCAUAUUUGUUUUCGCUAGUACGUAACUGAUUUAAUAACGAUUGUUUCUUGAAAUUGAGCUUGUAUUUAGUUUCGCAAGCUAGGGACGAAGCUCCACAUCAAAUUUGAGCAGUUGGGAUUGAGUUUUUGGGCUGAUUCGAAACUGGUCAUUGAGCUCGACUACUGUUCAUCGCCCGCAAUUUCAAACUCCUCCCACGGGAUUUCCGGCAAUUUGAGGCAUUGGCAGCCAAAACAAAAUAAGGAUCAGAGGUCACCUUGAAUAGGCGCACAUCCUCAUAUAAUUUUAUUUUCUGAGCACCUUCCAUUUGGGCGACUACUGUUCAUCUGUGUGACUUAAUGCGUGCUAUGUUAAAGAAGAAAAAUAAAGGUGGUGUCCAUACUCCUAAAAUUGUCAGGGCAUCCAAACAAGCAUCAGAAAGCAAAAAAAAAAAAAAAAAAAAAAAAAAAAAAAAAAAAAAAAACAAGCAUGAGAAAAAAACAAGCAUCAGAAGAAGGUAUUGAGGAUGCUUUGGAGAACUGAGGUAGCAGCCCAAACAAAUAAAGAAGUUGGCAAUAAAAUACCAAAUUAUCCAAAGUUGUGCCACAUAUAUCAAAAGUGAAGUCUAUGCUCAAACAUUGCAAUCCUUCAAUCCUUCGAGGCCUGGUGGUGGAGGUCCUCGAAGGACCGGCGGAGGAGGUCGCCGGAGUAAUAGAGACAACAGUUACCAAAGGUCCAACUUUACCAAAUGUUGAUGUGGUUGAGAAGUGUUUUGGACCUCAAAGACGUAGUCAUGUAAUUUGUCAUGGAGGUGGGGUGACUCGGAAGUAUUUGAAGGGACCAUCUUGUAAAAAGGCUGAACAUGAAGCCAAAUUGAAUGUCAAAGAUGAAGAAAAUAGCUACUUGAAGAAUCGUCUAAAUACAUUAGAGGAUGAAUUCCAAAAGAUCAAGGAGAAGCUGCAAAGUCAAGAAAAAAAGCUAGACAUUAACACUUGACAAUAUAUCUCUAGUUUUAUUUUAUGUUUAGAAACUUCAUACCUAACGUAUCAUCUACCUCUUAUUUUAUUUGUUUUUGAGAUACUUUGAUGUGCUGAAAAAAUAUGCUAAGAUUUAGUUUUUGUUUGUUUUUGAAACACGUUAAUCUUGCUACAUUUGAAUAUUUAAUCAUUAGUUUUCAAGUUGCUUUAGCUUUGUA
This is a messenger RNA of Cuscuta epithymum, 1179 nucleotides long. Lineage: Eukaryota; Viridiplantae; Streptophyta; Magnoliopsida; Solanales; Convolvulaceae. The record is from the annotation of a GenBank genome assembly.